Lasiosphaeria miniovina is the source of this 1324-nucleotide messenger RNA. RefSeq names its product TAP42-like protein. The record is from RefSeq and is a predicted model, not a curated record. Gene Ontology annotation, biological process: regulation of dephosphorylation; regulation of signal transduction. Lineage: Eukaryota; Fungi; Ascomycota; Sordariomycetes; Sordariales; Lasiosphaeriaceae. Gene Ontology annotation, cellular component: cytosol. Bases 1 to 1167 code for a protein of 388 amino acids. Gene Ontology annotation, molecular function: protein phosphatase 2A binding. The transcript is spliced from 2 exons.
AUGGACAACAACCCCCCAAGAUCCCUUAAAGCGACCUUCGCAGCCGCCGAGAGCCAGCGCCUCGCGCUCGAAGCGGCACAGGACACGCAGUCGACAAGCUACGCGGACAGCGUGGCCGCGUGCACAGCGACCUACGAGGCGUGCCGGCAGCUAGCCGCCCAACUGUCACUCUUCAGCGGUAACGAGGGCGCCGAAGACCUGUCGACGUCGAGCCUACCGUACCUGCUGGUCGACUACCACCUAGCAGAAGUGGUGCAGCGGGCGCCAUCAACAUCACUCGGAGAACGGCGGCGCACGCUGGCGCGCGCGCGCGACGCGCUCGAGCGCUUCCUGCACUUGCUCGACGGCUACGGGCUGCUGGCGCCCGCGCACCGCCGCCUGCUGGAGCGGUACACGGAGGCGCCGUCGCAGUUCAGCAUCACGGCCGGAGCUGGGGGGGACCCGGCGGCGCGCCGCGAGGCCAAGAUCGCAAAUUUCCGCGCCGAGAAGGAGCUCCGCGCCAAUCUCGCCUACCUGCGCGGGCGGCAGCAGGAGGCUGAGCAACAGCAGCGGCGGAAGAGACACGGCGGCAAGAACGACGCCGUGCGCACGCUGCACCUUGCGCACCUGGAGUUCAGCGCGCAUAUGGCGUUCCAGGCGCUCGAGGGUAUGAACCGCGAGUGGGAGGUGCUGGCGCAGGCGCCGCCGGCGCCCGAGCAUGGGUCGGCCGAGGGGCGGGGGGGGCAGACGGCGCAGGCCGAGGAGGACGUGCGGCGGCGGCGGCGGCAGCUGCUGCAAGCGCACGGCGUGGCACCAGACACGGAGUACAGCGAGCGGCUCGACCUAGUCCGCGGUGCGCUCGGCAACGGGGGUAAGGGAGGGCCGAUCCUGUCGGCGCAAGGCAAGCCGCUACAGCCUUUCACGCUGCUGGGCAACCGGCAGGAGCUGGCCAAGGGAGUGUUCCGGCCGGGCCACAACCUGCCGACCAUGACCAUCGACGAGUACCUCGACGAGGAGCGGCGGCGCGGCGGCAUUAUCGAGGGCGGCGGCGAGGCGAGCUACGCCCGCCCCGAGCCCAACGAGGACGACUACGAAAAAGCCGACGCCGAGACCCUCAAGGCGCGCGCCUGGGACGAGUACGUCGAGGCCAACCCCAAGGGAAGCGGCAACACGCUAAAUAGGGGAUAAAGGGAUCUGUACUCCUUUUUGGAGGGACGGAUACUAGGUAGCUUAUUAUAUGCAUAGAAAUAAUUAACGCCCUACCUGGCCAUUGAAGAAGCAGCUCAUGGUAUUUUGUGCUGAUUGUCUUCCUUGAAUCGUUGCAUCACUGAACCCAGUCUCUCGG